AUGGAAGCGGAGGGCAACUUCUUUGGGGGAGGCCUGGCAGAGCUGCCGGUGGAGGUGGUGCUCGAGGUGCUGGCAUGGCUACGGGUUGCUGACCUGGUGCGGGCCGAAGCCGUAUGCCGGCGCUGGCGCGCUUUCCUGAGCGCCGCAUCGCCCCUCGGUUCCACCCUCUGGCGGACCGCCCACAUGGCAGAGUUCGGCGGGCCGAAGCCGCUCCCGGUAAGGGAGGAAUCCGGCGGCAGCAGCAAGCAAACGCGCAAGCUCAGACUGCACCAGGACAAGCGCGGCGAUUGGCGUCUCUUCUGCCGCACCUCUCUGCGCACCCUUUACCGGCUUGGCGGUGGUCGGCCGUUGGACCAACCCGCUACCAACGACGGCGACGAUGCCUACCGCCACUACCGCAUGUACCAUCACACAUUGGCGGAGGUGGACUCGGUCAAGGCCCUGAUCCGGUGGACCUUCUCGUGCGGCCACCACGCGGCCUUGCGCGCCUCCUCCGCCCGACGACGCGGCCCGCCAUCCAGCGCCUCGCCCGCAACCUCCGGGCCAUUGGCCCACGGCGUUGAGCCGCUGGCGUGGGCGCUGAAGAGCCGCAGCGUCGAGCUGCUCGCGCUGGUGAUGGACAUGCAGGUGAUGCCAACGAGCCCGAGCCGGCUGGUCGACCUGCUGGCGAUCAUCACCGCCCGCCACCAGGACGCGGCGGCGAUCACCGCGCUCGUGCUCUCUCGACUCCCUGUCGCCCCGUCGGUCAUCUUUCACGUCGCAUGCGAGAGGGAGGAGGUGGAGGUGGCCCGGGUGUUGCUGGCGCAUUGCAAGAGCCCCGAGUCCAGAGCCGCGCUGCUGACGUCAACCGUUGCCAGCGAACACUGCGCACUGGCCCUGGCUUGUGGGAACAAUCGCACGAAGAUGAUCGAGUUUCUGCUGCGAGAGGAGAGCUUGCCGAAGGGACCGUGGCUCACCCAGGCCCUGAAUCGGGCGCUGCCCCGGUGUUCGGUCGCCAUACUCCUAGCACUGCUCGAACGAGGCGCGCGCGCCGACGAACCUCCGGGCCAGUCACUUGGCGGGUAUUAUCCCAUUCAUCUCGCUUGCCAGAGAGCCGAUGGAGCGGAGGUGGUGGAGCUCUUGGUGAAGCACGGGGCCAAUGUGAACUGCCCCCGGCCGAAGGGUCAAAAGUCUACGCCGCUACACCUGGCCUGUGCCGCCGCCGUGCCCUCCGCAGCGCUGGUCCAGCUGCUCCUCGACCACGGCGCUCUGCCCAACCCAACCGACACGCCGGCCAAGUCGGCUCAGGCCAGCGCGCAGAAGGUGGCGGCGGCUCGGGUCCUUGCCGAGCGUGGCGGUACGCUCGGGUCGCGAGACACCAAUCUCGAGUUGCUGCGUGUCCUCCUGAACUGGGUGCACGACAAGCGAUAUCCGGGCACCCAGUGCAAGUGGGCCGAGCGCGACCAGUGGCUUGUGGCCCUCGCCAAGUGCUUGCUUGAGCUGGGCUGUCUCUCCAUUCCGACGAAACCGUCGGUGGCGCUGACGAACGCAGUCUUCUUCUCCACCCCGCACAUAAUCACCUAUCUCGCCGAGCACGGCUUUCCGCAAUCCGCUGUUCAGCUUGGUAGGAAGAACUGGCAGCAGUGGCAGGCCAACCUGCGUGCGCUGCUGUUGGCCGGGCUCGACCCACGACGCGCCCUGCGCUUCGUCGAGGCGGGCGAUCUGCGCACGCUCGAUCUCCUGCUGGCCCACGGCGCCGACAUCAACGUCCUCCACCCCUCUUACGGGGGGGCCUUGGACCUCUUCCCGAGGCCCUUUGCCGCGCUGGAGCCGUGGCUGCGGGCGCUGCACCGGCGCGGCCUGCGGCUCGAUGGCGUUGGCUUUGGUGGCGGCAUGGCCCAGCCGUUCUGGUGGCCGUCGCCGCUUACUCAGGAACAGAAGGCGCACAUCGGGAAGGUGCUGGCCGAGCUCAACGAGACCCAAGAAUGA
Molecule: messenger RNA, 1968 nt
Organism: Acanthamoeba castellanii str. Neff
Lineage: Eukaryota; Discosea; Longamoebia; Acanthamoebidae
Product: F-box domain containing protein
Exons: 11
Coding region: 1-1968 (655 amino acids)
Molecular function (GO): protein binding
Source: RefSeq, a predicted model, not a curated record